Molecule: messenger RNA, 1476 nt
Organism: Pediculus humanus corporis (human body louse)
Lineage: Eukaryota; Metazoa; Arthropoda; Insecta; Psocodea; Pediculidae
Product: requim, req/dpf2, putative
Exons: 7
Coding region: 1-1476 (491 amino acids)
Biological process (GO): nervous system development
Cellular component (GO): nBAF complex
Source: RefSeq, a predicted model, not a curated record
AUGCCUAUUUUUAAGCAUAAAAUGUCAGCUUGCGACAUUCAAGUUGUUAAUCAGGCAGCUUUGGAAAAAAUUGAAAGUUUUAUAAACGACCCGGCAUACUGCGAGGUCCUCGAAAGCUCUGCUGGCUAUAAUUCUAGAAUAUGCAUUGAAAGGAGAUUAAGAAUGCCAUUUUUGGAUAGCCACACUGGUGUUGCUCAAAAUCAUUCAGACUUAUUUAAAAAUAAAAGACAAAGAAUGCCAGGUUUUUUGCAAGGUCAAAUUUAUACUUACCCUAGUAAAAGGUGGUGCAAAAGAAGAAGACAAUAUUUAAUGAAUUGGAUGAAUCCAAGGAGGAAAGAGACUGAUGAUGGUGACUCAAAUGUAGGUGAUAAUCCAAUUAUAAAUGAGGACAGCAAAGAUAGUUGUAUAAUCAAAGAUGAAAAUGCCAAGGAUUCUUGGUAUUAUGAUGAUGAAAUGAUAGAAAUGGAUGGUUAUGACGAACCUGAUCCUGACUCCGAUUUCGAUUAUGAAGAUCAUUAUAGAGGUAGAAGAAAAAAAAGAUCUAACAAACCAGGUGGAAGAGGGAGAGGUAGUCGCACAAGUGCAGCCAGUUCUCCUAAAGGGGACAUGGAAAUUUCAGUUAGCGGAGGAAGGGGAGGAAGAGGGAGGAAAAGAGCAUUAUUAUAUGAUAUGGAUAAUGACAAGCCCUUUGCAUGUGAAUUAUGCAGCGCAAGAUAUAAAACUCGGCCGGGAUUAACCUAUCAUUACACUCACACUCAUAAGGAAACAAAAGAAUGUGAUGUUCCAAUAAUGGAUUGUGGCGAAAACAGCUUAGAAAGAGGAUCUCCAAAGCAAAGCCUUAUGACUCCGGUUCCUCCGGUUACGGUUCCGCCUGUUCACAUUGUGCCUACUACCGUACCCUUGCCCCCAGCGGGAGGACAAGUGGAUUCUUCUGGGCCCCCAGGAGGGAAUCGUCGCGGUCGUCAAAGCUCAGCUAUUAUAUCCAACCCUGUAAAUGUAUCAUCUGAGGGUGUUCCGUCUAAACCAAUGUUAUCAGUACCAUCUGUUGAUAAUAAGAAAGAAAUUAAAGAUGAAAAACCUGCAUCUUCUCCUGCUCCAAAGAAAGAGAGGGAAGACGCUCAAAAGAUGGACUGUACGAAAAAAACAGCUUUGCCAGAUGAUAAGGCAAGAGUUGCUGCAUCACCAUAUUGCGAUUUUUGCCUCGGAGAUUCGUCAGAAAAUAAAAAAACAAAUGCACCUGAAGAAUUGGUUUCAUGUUCUGACUGCGGAAGAUCUGGACAUCCUUCCUGUUUAUUAUUCACACAAAAUAUGAUAAUAUCAGUCAGAAAAUACCGAUGGCAGUGUAUAGAAUGCAAAUGCUGUUCAGUUUGCGGAACGGGUUAUCAUAUGUAUUGUUUAACGCCACCAUUAAUAUCACCUCCGGAGGGUUCUUGGAGUUGCGGCCUUUGUCUUGUUGAAUUUCAUCGCGCCAAAUAA